Messenger RNA from Fusarium redolens, 579 nucleotides. RefSeq lists its product as uncharacterized. The record is from RefSeq and is a predicted model, not a curated record. The coding region runs from base 1 to 579 and encodes 192 amino acids. NCBI's taxonomy places the organism in Eukaryota, Fungi, Ascomycota, Sordariomycetes, Hypocreales, Nectriaceae. The transcript has 2 exons.
AUGGCUGGGUCUCGUUUGUGGGGGCGAAAAGUGCCUAUGAUUAAGAGGGCUGAAGACUCUCCAACAGGUCAAUCCAUUUCUAGACAAUUUUAUGAGAACAUAUUUUCCGUAUUCGCAAAUGUCUGCAGGCACCUUUGCAUGGUUAGUCGACAAAUGAUGCCUUUCGCUAGCCUCUGCGCCAGAACCUCAGAAGAGAGUAACAGUUCGGUUUACGUAACAAAGAGCGAAUAUAGUAAAUACUGUUGCCACACCUUGCGCAACUAUAACUGCUGUAAUGGGGGAGACUAUCGAUAUACACUCAAAGAACCUCGGGAAACACCAGUGGCAGCUAUAGCUGGUGGUACCGUGGGAGGGGUCGUUGGUGUUGCCAUUCUGUUAGGCCUCGGCUGGUGGUUCCGGAGGAGGAGGAGGGCAGCGAGGAAGACCGUCGAGAAACCUGCCGGCGAUGAGAAGUCUCCUAAAACAGACCAGGUCAUUGACCCUUCGCUGACAGAAGCUGAUGCUGGACCUGAUAUUGUACUGGUCGAGUCAGAUGCGGGACCUACACAGGUAAGGACUUUCCACGAGCUGGCAGCCUAG